Messenger RNA from Acipenser ruthenus (sterlet), 4852 nucleotides. RefSeq names its product DNA-binding protein SATB1-like. Gene Ontology annotation, molecular function: DNA-binding transcription factor activity, RNA polymerase II-specific; RNA polymerase II cis-regulatory region sequence-specific DNA binding. The transcript has 14 exons. Gene Ontology annotation, biological process: chromatin remodeling; regulation of transcription by RNA polymerase II. Bases 1051 to 3534 code for a protein of 827 amino acids. The record is from RefSeq and is a predicted model, not a curated record. NCBI's taxonomy places the organism in Eukaryota, Metazoa, Chordata, Actinopteri, Acipenseriformes, Acipenseridae.
AGCUGAUUAAAAAUUCCUGCGCGCAUAGCCGGAAAUCGCACCCUCCUCUCUCUUUUUUCUUUGCACUUUUUAGUUUAAUUUUCAGAUCCCUAUUUCAGCAGGACGUCGAUUGCUGGAGAAGGUCUGGUUUGCGUGUUUCUCCAGGCGCUUUAAAACCGGAUCAUUUCGGUGUUAUUUUGUAUUGAAAUGAGGAGAAAGAGGAGAGGCAGUAGAAACAGCAGCGACAGGAGGAGUGAUGAGUCAAUACAACUAAUAUAAUUUAAUGGGGACACAGAGAGAGGGAGAGAAAGAGAAUGAGAAGCUCCGUCCGGGCACAAAAAACAUCAUAAUACAGGGAUUUGUCAUUCAUCUCGAACACUAUUCCACCGCUUUUUUUUUUCGAUUGCAAACUAAAACGCACUUUACCUGUUUGUGUAUUGUAAACCGUGCAUCGUCUUAGAAGAAGAACAAGAAGAUAUAUCUCUUUUUUUGGCUUUAUAUUUCUGGACAGAGAAGGCAAAACUAACAUACUCUUUGAAACCUUUAAUUUAAUAUCGAUCCGAUUAAUUGCAAACAAAAGAAAUCAUAAUUAGAUGUCGUAUUUACUUAAUGUCGAUCGUUACCUAUUCAGUACGCACUGGAUAUCAUCUUGUUGGAUAGUGUCAACUCCAGAGCGCUCCUCUAUCACUUGUAACGUAAUUUUACUUUUGCAGUCAGUUGUUAAUUUUUUCAUUUUAUUUUACUUGUUUUAAUGUGCUGCAAAAUAGCGUCUCUGUCAGUUACGGCUUUGCCGUAUCCACACCUGGAAUGUCAGUUUUUGCAUUUCAACCGAGUUCAUAUAGGUAGCCUAUUUUGCCUUUCGUCUUUGGACAGUUGCCUUUUUUGCCCUUCGAGAUAGUGAAUAUUCCCCGUGUAAAGAAUCCGUGAUGUACGCUGCUAUACAGACCUAGAAAGCAUCGAGCCUUCAAGUUUUCCGUUCUUUCAAACAACCCAAGGAAAGGAAAAGCUCUGUUUGCACAGUGUUUAUGCUUUCAAGUUUUGCAGUGGUGAUUUUAGAAGCUGGUGCUGAGGAUGGAUCACCUCAGCGAUUCUGGCCAUGGGAAGGAUAACUGUGAAAUGCUUAACAACAUUGGUGACCCCAAGGGGCCUCCCGCCAAGAUAGCACGCUUGGAGCAGAAUGGAAGCCCGCUAGGAGUAGGGAGAUUGGGCAGCACUGGUGCCAAGCUCCCUGGAGUGUGUCUCAAGCCUGCCGGACACCUUAUGAAAACAUGGCAUAAGAGAGGAAACAUGCUUCCAGUGUUUUGCGUGGUUGAGCAUUACGAAAGCCCUAUUGAAUUUGAUAGCAAAGAAGAACAUGCAGAGUUUGUGCUUGUGAGAAAGGACAUGCUUUUCAACCAGCUAAUUGAAAUGGCUUUGCUUUCUCUCGGAUAUUCCCACAGUUCUGCAGCACAGGCAAAAGGCCUAAUCCAGGUUGGCAAAUGGAAUCCAGUCCCACUCUCCUAUGUGACAGAUGCACCGGACGCCACAGUGGCAGACAUGCUGCAGGAUGUGUAUCAUGUGGUCACACUGAAAAUUCAGUUACACAGUUGCCCUAAACUGGAAGACUUGCCUCCUGAACAGUGGACACAUUCCACAGUAAGAAAUGCCCUCAAGGAGUUACUGAAAGACAUGAACCAGAGCUCAUUGGCUAAAGAAUGUCCCUUGUCACAGAGUAUGAUUUCUUCCAUUGUGAACAGCACUUACUAUGCAAAUGUCUCAGCAGCAAAAUGUCAGGAAUUCGGGAGAUGGUAUAAACAUUUCAAGAAGACAAAAGAUAUGAUGGUAACGUGCCAGCCCUCCCAGUUGGAGGGAUACCUGGAGACAUGCAUUCUCCAAGACAGCCCGAGAGCCACUGCAAUAGCUGAAAUGGAAAGCCUUUCAGAUCUUUCUCCACCCGGCGCUAACCAUGUGAAUUUCAGCCAGCAGCCAAUCCCAGGGAGCACGGCUGAGCAGCCUCCUUCCCCAGCCCAGCUUUCUCAUGGCGGGCAGCCCCCAGUGCGGGCCCAGCUACCCAGCCUGCACCCCGGACUUGUAUCCACACCGAUUAGCCCACAGCUGGUCAACCAACAGCUUGUCAUGGCCCAGCUUCUAAACCAGCAGUAUGCAGUGAACAGACUCUUGGCGCAGCAGUCCCUCAGCCAGCAGUACCUAAACCACCCUCCCGUGAUCCGCUCCAUGAACAAACCACUAGAACAGCAGGUCUCCUCCAACAGCGAGGUGUCUUCCGAAGUCUACCAGUGGGUUCGUGAUGAGCUCAAGCGGGCAGGGAUCUCCCAGGCAGUGUUUGCACGUGUGGCUUUUAACAGAACUCAGGGCUUGCUCUCAGAAAUCCUCCGAAAGGAAGAGGACCCCAAGACUGCCUCUCAGUCUCUGCUGGUCAACCUGAGGGCAAUGCAGAACUUCCUGCAGCUGCCAGAGGCAGAACGGGACCGCAUCUACCAGGAUGAGAGGGAGAGGAGCCUGACUGCCGCCUCAGCCAUGGGACCUGCUCCUCUUAUAAGCACUCCUCCCAAUCGCCCCGUACAGCCAAGAAGAGAGGAGUGCAAUAAUACAAGGCCCGAAGAUUGGAAUUCUAGGAUCCAGGUGAUACCAUCUCCGAUCUCCACAGAAAGGAAUGGCAAAACAGACAGCUGUGUCUUGAAUAUUAAUUCCUCCAUUUACGACGAGAUACAACAAGAAAUGAAGAGGGCUAAAGUGUCCCAAGCCUUGUUUGCUAAGGUUGCAGCUUCUAAGAGCCAGAAAAAAACUGACCCCAGACGAUACGACCGGUGGUUCUUAGGUUUCCAAAAUCUUCAGCAGAGAAACGGUUGGUUGUGUGAGCUCUUGCGCUGGAAGGAGGACCCAUCUCCUGAGAACAGAACUCUCUGGGAGAACCUCUCCAUGAUCCGCCGGUUCCUGAGUCUUCCCCAGUCCGAGCGAGAUGCCAUUUACGAGCAGGAGAGCAAUGGGAGCCAACACCAUGUCGACAGGCCACCCCUCAUGAUGCAUGUUCCUACAGACCCAGUUCAGCAGUCACAACAGCAGCAUUCACAUCCACAGCAGCAGCAACACCAGCAGCAGCAGCAGCAGCACCACCAACACCAACAGGCAGGUCCCAGACUACCCCCAAGACAGCCUUCCACAGCAUCACCAGCAGAGUCCGAAGAUGACGGCCGGCAAAAAUCGAGACCCCGAACCAAGAUCUCCAUGGAAGCCCUGGGAAUCCUGCAGAGCUUUAUCCAAGACGUAGGUCUGUAUCCAGAUGAAGAAGCCAUCCAGACACUGUCUGCACAACUGGACCUGCCCAAGCACACCAUCAUCAAGUUCUUUCAAAACCAGCGCUUCUAUCUGAAUCACCACGGGAAGCUGAAGGACAAUUCGGUUUUCGAGGUGGAUGUGGCAGAAUAUAAAGAAGAUGAGCUGCUCAAAGACUUGAAGGAAAGCACCCAAACUAAAAGUACAAUCUUUUCCAUUAAAAUAGAGGAGCACUUGUCUGGAGAAGUGAAUUCGGAGUCUGAUGCUGAAUCUAAAGACUAAUUAAUAUUAUAAUGAAUAAUAAUGAUAAUAAUAAUAAUAAUAAUAAUAAUAAUAAUAAUAAUAAUCCUUUCAUCUUAAAAUUUUUACAGUGCCACUAAAAAUACUAUUUAAAUAGACUUGCUGUUUUUUUUUGUUUUUUUUUCUUUUCCUGUGUUUUUGGUAAACUCGUAUUAGUCACUGUAAAGACUGAUGCAUCUUUAUAAAAACUUGCACAACGUUGAUUAAACCUGUACCCCGUGGAUUUUGCAGACUGCACUUAAUGUCCUUUGUUUAUACACUGAUAUGCAGCUACUGAUGAAGUUAUUGGAAUUGAUAGACAAUGUUUACUUGGUGUUCACUGGAUUUUACUGCAGAUUAAUUUAUAGGAACCAUAUUAAUGACAAGGCCUUGGGUACUGAUUCUGAAGCCUGCUGGCAAGCAUUAAGCUGUUCUUAUACUCUGGAAACUGACACAGCGAAUUAGAAUAGAAGAGUAUGUCAUACUCUUUAGCAUAUUUGUUAGAGAAAUAUAUAUAUAUAUAUAUAUAUAUAUAUAUAUAUAUAUAAACUGUAGAAGAUACCGUUUGAAAGAAACUAUGCCAACAAAUGCCUUGUAUUAUAUGGCACUGCCAAUAUUCAAUUAUUUUGCAAAAACGUUGCCGCUGACUUUCUGAAUCUCAUCUUUACACAGUUUUUAAAAUGUGAAACACAGCUUUUUUUUUGUAUAUGUCUCGUCCUAACAUUAUUUAUUUGCAGAACCUGCAGCAUCCUGAUGUAAUUAAUUUCUUGAAAGUUUCUGUUACGUAAUAUUGCCAUUUUAUUUUUUAAUUGUACCAAUUUUAUAUAUUUUUUUUUUCUAUUUAUAAAUGUAUUUUGAUGGGCAGUAAAACAAAGUGUCUUAAAUGGAAAAUAAUGUGCUUUAAAGGUUGCCUAUAAAAGUGCUAUAUGUUAAGCAACUCCUGCUAAAAGCUUCACAAUUAAUGUUGUAUGCAAUUUUUACUCAUGCAAAUAAGCUUAGGUAAAUGACUAACUGAUAGAACACCUUAGAAAAACAUAUGCAAUUUAUGUGAAAUUUGAUGUUUGCAAUGUGUCUUCCUUUUGAUUUACAAUCAAAUUUUAAGCUAUUCCUGUAUAAAUAUUCUGUAUAAAAAGUGUAUUUCUUUUUUUAUGAGUUUCUUGCAACAAGAACACUGGUUAUUUUGUUAAAACUGGCUGUUUUAUAAAUGUAUCUCAGUUUCUUUAUGCAGAAAUGUUCUAAUUAGGAGUGGUUAUUGAUUGUUAAAUGACACAAUUAAAACUCUGUUUGUAUGGUACAAUAAUGGUUGUCUGCUUGACUACAA